Messenger RNA from Hippocampus comes (tiger tail seahorse), 776 nucleotides. Its product is annotated as aquaporin-3-like. Gene Ontology annotation, cellular component: basolateral plasma membrane; plasma membrane. The transcript is spliced from 5 exons. The record is from RefSeq and is a predicted model, not a curated record. Gene Ontology annotation, molecular function: water channel activity; glycerol channel activity; urea transmembrane transporter activity. Gene Ontology annotation, biological process: glycerol transmembrane transport; water transport. Lineage: Eukaryota; Metazoa; Chordata; Actinopteri; Syngnathiformes; Syngnathidae. Bases 1 to 753 code for a protein of 250 amino acids.
AUGGAGCAGCUCAGAGAUUUAAUGCGGGUUGAGAGGGGAGCAGGCCCGAGGGUCACUGUCUAUGUGCUCAUCACAGGAGGACAUCUGAACCCCGCAGUGACGUUUGCCCUAUGCCUGCUCGGGAGAGAACGCUGGAGAAAGUUCCCCAUGUACUUCCUCUUUCAAACCAUCGGCGGUUUCUUGGGUGCAGCCAUCAUUUUUGGCAUGUACUAUGAUGCCCUGUGGGACCGUCCCGGUGCGUUCAAUGUCACUGGCCCGAAUGCCACAGCUGGAAUAUUUGCCACCUAUCCUGGAAAACAUCUCACUCUUGUCAACGGCUUCUUUGACCAGAUUAUUGGCACGGCGGCACUGAUCGUUUGUAUCCUGGCCAUCGUUGAUCCCUACAAUAAUCCCAUCCCACAAGGAUUGGAGGCCUUCACUGUGGGCUUUGUGGUUCUGGUCAUCGGCCUGUCGAUGGGCUUCAACUCGGGCUACGCAGUCAAUCCCGCCAGAGACCUCGGACCUCGUCUUUUUACCGCAAUGGCCGGCUGGGGAGUAGAAGUCUUCACCGUCAGAAACGGUUGGUUCCUGGUGCCGGUUUUCGCCCCCUUCCUCGGCACCUUCAUCGGCGUGGUCAUCUACCAAAUGAUGGUCGGCUUCCACGAGGAGGGAGAAGUACGUGACCGCAGGAACGCCGAGGCGGAGGAGAACUUGCGGCUCACCAGCGUCGCUGCUAACGACAAGUCGAAAGAGGCCACCAAACAAGUGCACUGAGCCUCUUUGGCCGUUUUGUUGAA